AUGGCAUCCGCCGCUCCCCCCACCACUGAAGCCGGGCGCCGCAUCCUGGUGGCCGUGGACGAGGGCGAGGAGAGCGUGCACGCACUCACCUGGUGCCUCGCCAACGUCGUCUCCCCAGCGGGCGGCGACACGCUCGUCCUCGUGCACGCGCGCCGCCCGCGCCCCGUCUACGCUGCCAUGGACAGCGCAGGGUACAUCAUGACCUCGGACGUGCUGGCGAGCGUUGAGAGGCACGCCGCCGACGUCUCGGCGGCGGCCGUCGACAAGGCCAAGCGCCUCUGCGCCGAGCACCCGCACUUGGCGGUUGAGACGCUGGUGGAGGGCGGGGACCCGCGGGACGUCAUCUGCGACGCCGCCGAUAAGGUGGGCGCCGACCUGCUUGUCAUGGGCAGCCAUGGAUACGGCUUCAUCUAG
This is a messenger RNA of Setaria italica (foxtail millet), 414 nucleotides long. RefSeq lists its product as uncharacterized. The transcript is spliced from 2 exons. Lineage: Eukaryota; Viridiplantae; Streptophyta; Magnoliopsida; Poales; Poaceae. The record is from RefSeq and is a predicted model, not a curated record. Bases 1 to 414 code for a protein of 137 amino acids.